Molecule: messenger RNA, 2887 nt
Organism: Poecile atricapillus (Black-capped chickadee)
Lineage: Eukaryota; Metazoa; Chordata; Aves; Passeriformes; Paridae
Gene: HCN1
Product: hyperpolarization activated cyclic nucleotide gated potassium channel 1
Exons: 8
Coding region: 78-2645 (855 amino acids)
Biological process (GO): potassium ion transport; transmembrane transport
Cellular component (GO): membrane
Molecular function (GO): voltage-gated potassium channel activity
Source: RefSeq, a predicted model, not a curated record
CCGCGCCGCUGAAGGGCACCGGCGGCGGCGAGGCUUCCCCGCGCUCUCCCGCGGCUGGGGUGCGCCCGCCCCGCAGCAUGGAGGCUGGGAAGCGCAGCUCCUCCGCCGGCAGCCGGGACGAUGGCAGCGCUAACUCCUUCCCAGCCAAGCCGGCGGCCUCGGCGGAGAAAGCCCAGAGCAGCCCUGGCAGCGGCGGCGUGAAGGAGCAUGGCAACUCGGUGUGCUUCAAAGUGGACGGCGGCGGGGCCGAGGAGCCCGUGGUGGGCUUCGAGGAUGCCGAGGGACCCCGGCGGCAGUACGGCUUCAUGCAGCGGCAGUUCACCUCCAUGCUGCAGCCGGGGGUCAACAAAUUCUCCCUCCGCAUGUUCGGCAGCCAGAAGGCGGUGGAGAAGGAGCAGGAAAGGGUUAAAACUGCGGGGUUCUGGAUCAUCCACCCCUACAGCGACUUCAGGUUUUACUGGGACUUAAUCAUGCUCAUAAUGAUGGUUGGAAACCUUGUCAUUAUACCAGUCGGAAUCACAUUCUUCACAGAACAAACAACGACACCAUGGAUUAUUUUCAAUGUGGCAUCAGACACUGUUUUUCUAUUGGACUUGAUCAUGAAUUUUAGAACUGGGACUGUAAACGAGGACAGCUCUGAAAUAAUACUGGACCCUAAAAUCAUUAAGAUGAAUUACUUAAAAAGCUGGUUUGUGGUUGACUUCAUCUCAUCAAUACCAGUGGAUUAUAUCUUUCUCAUUGUAGAAAAAGGAAUGGAUUCAGAGGUUUACAAGACAGCAAGAGCCCUUCGUAUUGUGAGAUUUACAAAAAUCCUGAGCCUGUUACGUUUAUUGCGCCUUUCAAGAUUGAUUAGAUACAUACACCAGUGGGAAGAGAUUUUCCACAUGACAUACGAUCUGGCCAGUGCAGUGGUGAGAAUCUUUAAUCUGAUUGGAAUGAUGCUCCUGCUGUGCCACUGGGAUGGCUGUCUACAGUUUUUAGUACCAUUACUCCAGGAUUUCCCACCAGAUUGCUGGGUGUCCCUAAACGGUAUGGUUAACGAUUCCUGGGGAAAGCAGUACUCAUAUGCACUCUUCAAAGCCAUGAGCCAUAUGCUCUGCAUUGGGUAUGGAGCCCGCGCCCCCGUCAGCAUGUCCGACCUGUGGAUAACGAUGCUGAGCAUGAUUGUGGGGGCUACGUGUUAUGCCAUGUUUGUUGGUCAUGCCACUGCCCUCAUCCAGUCUCUGGAUUCAUCGCGACGACAGUAUCAAGAAAAGUACAAACAAGUGGAACAGUACAUGUCAUUCCACAAGUUACCAGCUGAAAUGCGCCAGAAGAUCCAUGAUUAUUAUGAGCAUCGCUACCAAGGCAAGAUCUUUGAUGAAGAAAAUAUUUUGAAUGAGCUCAAUGAUCCUCUCAGGGAGGAGAUUGUCAACUUCAACUGUCGGAAGCUGGUGGCUACAAUGCCUCUUUUUGCUAAUGCAGACCCAAAUUUUGUGACUGCCAUGCUAAGCAAACUGAGAUUUGAGGUGUUCCAACCUGGAGAUUAUAUUAUCCGAGAAGGGGCUGUGGGUAAGAAGAUGUAUUUCAUUCAACAUGGUGUUGCUGGUGUCAUCACCAAGUCCAACAAGGAGCUGAAGCUGACAGAUGGCUCUUACUUUGGAGAGAUCUGCCUUUUGACCAAGGGCCGUCGAACUGCCAGUGUACGAGCAGACACGUACUGUCGCCUGUACUCCCUCUCAGUGGACAACUUCAACGAGGUCCUGGAAGAGUACCCCAUGAUGAGAAGAGCCUUUGAAACGGUGGCAAUUGAUAGACUUGACAGGAUAGGUAAGAAGAACUCGAUCCUGCUGCAGAAGUUCCAGAAGGACCUCAACACCGGCGUUUUCAACAACCAAGAGAACGAGAUCUUGAAGCAGAUCGUGAAGCACGACAGGGAGAUGGUGCAGACCAUCGCCCCGGUGAGCCUGCAGCAGAUGCCAGCCCUCAACUCCAGCACCUCGGCGUCGUCGUCCCGCGGCAGGACGCAGUCCCCUCCCGUGUACACCAGCAGCAGCCUCUCGCACACCAACCUGCACUCGCCCUCGCCCAGCACGCAGCCGCCGCAGCAGGCUGUCAUCCUGUCGCCCUGCUCCUACACCACGGCCGUCUGCAGCCCGCCGGUACAGAGCCCGCUGGCCGGCCGAACUUUCCAGUACGCCUCGCCGACCGCCUCGCAGCUCUCCCUCAUGCAGCAGCAGCAGCAGCAGCAGCAACAGCAGCAGCAGCCGCAGGCGGCGCAGCAGCCGCCGGGAGCCGCGCAGAAGAACGAGGUGCACAAGAGCACCCAGGCCCUCCACAACACCAAUCUGACGCGGGAGGUGCGGCCGCUCUCCGCCUCGCAGCCCUCCCUGCCCCACGAGAUCUCCACCCUGAUCGCCAGGCCUCACCCCACCGUGGGGGAGUCCCUCGCGUCCCUCCCGCAGCCCGCCCCGGGCCCCGGCGUGCCCCCGGCCGGGCGGGCCUCCGUGCCCCAGCGGGUCUCGCUGUUCCGGCAGAUGUCCUCGGGAGCCAUCCCCCCGAACCGCGGGGCCGCGCCGCCCGCGGCGCCGCUGCAAAGGGAUUCUUCCACAGUCUUAAGCACAGAGCCCGAGGGAGACAAACCGCGGUUCGCCUCAAACUUAUGAUCCCUGGUGACUGUGAGCAACAGACUGGCAACAAACCGAGCACCAUCCCCCGAACUGUUUUAGCCUGUUUCCUAACGUGCCCCAGCAGUCUACUAUGAGAAAAAUAAUUUAGACAGCUUUGCCCUAUGUAACGAAUGUAAAGGUUUUAUAUAUAUAUAUAUCUAAAUAUAUAUAUAUAUAAGCAAUUAAAAAGCUUGUUUGAGUUCAUGUCUUCCUUUUUGCAACCAUUACAGAAGAUUAAA